Messenger RNA from Racocetra fulgida, 252 nucleotides. The record is from the annotation of a GenBank genome assembly. NCBI's taxonomy places the organism in Eukaryota, Fungi, Glomeromycota, Glomeromycetes, Diversisporales, Gigasporaceae.
CUAAGAAAAAUAGCUGCAGAAACUACUGAAGAACAUGAAGCACGGCUUGUGCAUAAUCGAGAACGAAAGCAUAGAAAAGCAAGAACAAGUAACAAUUUGCAGCAAGAGUUUGAAAGACCUGUAAUAGCAGUAAUUAUAGCAACAAAUCAAACUGAUGAGAGCAUUGCUACGUCUCAAAAUCCAGGCGAAAUACCUCAUGAGCUUAAAGGUUUGACUGAAAUAGAAGAAAUGUUAAUAGCACAAGUUUUUACU